This is a messenger RNA of Ipomoea triloba (trilobed morning glory), 1005 nucleotides long. RefSeq lists its product as uncharacterized. The record is from RefSeq and is a predicted model, not a curated record. NCBI's taxonomy places the organism in Eukaryota, Viridiplantae, Streptophyta, Magnoliopsida, Solanales, Convolvulaceae. The transcript is spliced from 2 exons. Bases 140 to 823 code for a protein of 227 amino acids.
UCCUCUUGGGCCAGCUCUUAUGCCUCUUUGAGUGAAUAGGAAUUAGUUGGGUAGACUCGGACUGUUAGACAAACGGAAAAAGACUUGAAACACAUAAGAAAGGCAAAGCCUCGCCUCACUGGAAGCACCGCCGCCAUCAAUGGCCGAAGCAAAAGACACCAAAAAGAAAAGCAAGAAACACAAAAACCCCAAAACCACCGAUCAAACCUCCAAAACCGCCUCAGAUUUCGCAUUCAAGCCUUCAUCCGAAGUAAAAGGUCUCCGAUUCGGCGGCCAAUUCAUCGUCAAAUCCUUCACCGUCCGCCGCGCGCGGCCGCCGGAGAUUCUCCGCCUCCUUUCGCUUCCGCCGUCGCCGUCCGACACCGCCGCGCCGCCGCCGUUCGCUUCCACCACCGCUUUCCUGCCGACGAAUUUCACGAUCCUGGCCCACCAGGCCUGGCACACGCUCACGCUCGGCCUGGGGACGAAGAAGACGAAGGUUGUUAUAUUUGUUUUCGAGUCGGAAUCUAUGAAGGCCGCCGUGGACCGCCGGUGGCCGCCGGAGAUUCCGCUCGGGGAAGUGCACAAGAAGCUGAUUAGAGGGCUUAGCGGCUCCGAAAUGGCGCGGUUUAAGUUCAGAAAGGGGUGCAUAACUUUCUACAUCUACGCCGUGAGGCGAGCCGGGAGCUUGGGAUUCGCUCGCGCCGACGAUCUCAGAACGGUUUUGCAAUCGACGGUGGAGCUUAAAGAUUUCUUGGAUCACACGGCGAUGCUGGCGGUGCCGAAUCAGAGAAGUAUCAACUGCGCCGCGCCGCCGCCGCCGCCCGUCGCCAUGGCUCACUAGCUACCCAUAUCUUAUUCUUACUCAAUAUUUUUCCUAUUUUAGUUUUUUUUUUUCUAUAUAGUAUGGAGGAUUUUUACUUUUUUUUCCCCUCUAUCUCUUUUGGGAAAAUUUGAUUCUGUAUUUUCAUGUUCAAUUUUAUUUAGCAUUAAUAAAAUUGAGGUAUAUUUUCUUAUUGUCUACAA